AUGUUCGGCGAGCUUUUGCGACUAUUAAAUAAUGCUGAGUUUUUGAACAACGACCUUGUUAAAAGGGGCUUGAAUCGCUUAUUUCCCUUCCGGAGGAGUUUUGAAUUCAAUUUGACUCAUGCUCUUCUUUUUUCGGUCUGUGUUCUUUUGCACAGCUUCAGGUACAUUUACUUAUUCUCAUUUUAA
Messenger RNA from Theileria orientalis strain Shintoku, 186 nucleotides. RefSeq lists its product as hypothetical. Bases 1 to 186 code for a protein of 61 amino acids. NCBI's taxonomy places the organism in Eukaryota, Apicomplexa, Aconoidasida, Piroplasmida, Theileriidae. The transcript has 2 exons. The record is from RefSeq and is a predicted model, not a curated record.